UAAAUACCGUUGAAUAUGAAUUUUAAUUAAUGUUAUUGCUGGUGUAAGUGAAGAAAAUGAUUCAAGUUGUAGUGAAGCUCUUAUUGUGAAGGACCGGAAGUGUAGUUGUUGCCGCUGGCGACGGGCGGAUCUCCAGCCGCAGAGCGCAGAGGCUCCGCCGGCAGCUCCGGGUUCAUGAGAGCCGGUUGGUUGUGAUUCAGGUUCAGUAGCAACAUUCACCGCUUGGUCUUCAGACGGACCGUGGGGCUGUGUUCAAGGCUGGCUCUUCUCAAGAUGGCACCGACUAAUGUCAUUCAGCACUCUUCAGAAGCGGAAUGCAGAUGUCCAUUAGAAUCCGAGCUGCGAGCAGUGCUGCAGAAAAGGAUUAUGGUCCUAGACGGUGGCAUGGGAACCAUGAUCCAGCAGUAUACCCUUGAAGAGGAAGAUUUCAGGGGGGAUGAGUUUAAAGAGCACCCUCUUUCACUGAAGGGCAACAACGACCUUCUCAGUAUCACACGGCCCGACAUCAUUUACACAAUACACAAGGACUACCUGCUGGCUGGUUCUGACAUCAUAGAGACCAACACAUUCAGCAGCACCUCUGUCGCCCAGGCAGACUAUGGACUGGAACACAUGGCUUAUCGCCUCAACAAGGUGUCUGCGGAGCUGGCGAGGAGGGCAGCUGAUGAUGUCACCAAGCAAACUGGUUGUAAACGCUAUGUGGCUGGGGCAGUGGGUCCCACCAAUAAGACCCUGUCUGUAUCCCCGUCUGUGGAGAGACCUGACUUCAGGAACAUCACAUUUGAUGAGCUUGUAGAAGCCUACUCAGAGCAGGUCAGAGGUUUAUUAGAUGGAGGAGCAGACAUCCUUCUGGUUGAAACCAUCUUUGAUACUGCCAACGCUAAGGCUGCCUUGUUUGCCAUCGACCUGCUGUUUGAAAAGAGCUACGAGAGGAAACCUAUAUUUAUCUCAGGAACCAUCGUUGACCGGAGUGGACGCACUCUGUCCGGUCAGACGGGGGAAGCCUUUGUAGUGAGCAUGUCCCACAUGAACCCUCUAUGCAUUGGUCUGAACUGUGCCUUGGGGGCGACAGAGAUGAGGCCUUUCAUUGAGGCCAUAGGGAAAUGCACCACAGCUUUCAUUAUCUGUUAUCCCAAUGCAGGUCUUCCCAACACAUUUGGAGGGUACGACGAAACCCCAGCAGUAACCGCCUCCAAUUUAAAGGAGUUUGCUAUGGAUGGACUGGUGAAUCUUGUGGGAGGCUGUUGUGGGACCACUCCAGGACACAUCAGGGCCAUAUCUGAAGCAGUCAAACACUGUAAGCCAAGAGUUCCUGAGGCUAAUAUUUAUCAAGACUACAUGCUGCUGUCAGGUUUAGAGCCGUUCAGGGUCGGCCCUUACACCAACUUUGUUAACAUCGGCGAGCGCUGCAACGUGGCCGGGUCACGCAAGUUUGCCAAGCUGAUCAUGGCAGGAAACUAUGAGGAGGCUCUAAGCAUUGCUAAGGCCCAGGUGGAGAUGGGAGCCCAGGUCCUGGAUAUCAACAUGGAUGAGGGGAUGCUGGAGGGGCCAACGGCUAUGGCUCGAUUUUGUAAAUUAAUUGCUUCUGAGCCAGACAUCUCACGGGUACCUCUGUGUAUCGACUCCUCUAACUUCGCCGUGAUUGAGGCUGGGUUGAAGUGCUGUCAGGGGAAGUGUAUAGUCAACAGUAUCAGCCUGAAGGAAGGAGAGGAGGAGUUCCUGCACAGAGCUGCCACUGUGAAGCGCUACGGAGCUGCUGUGGUGGUCAUGGCCUUCGAUGAGGAGGGACAGGCCGCAGACACCGAGCGUAAAGUGGAGAUCUGCACUCGGGCCUACAACCUGCUAGUCAGCAAAGUGGGGUUCAACCCCAACGACAUCAUCUUUGACCCCAACAUCCUCACCAUCGGUACAGGCAUGGAGGAGCACAACGACUACGCCAUCUACUACAUCAAAGCCACCAAACUUAUCAAGGAGACAUUACCAAGAGCCAGGGUGAGUGGAGGUCUGUCCAACCUGUCCUUCUCCUUCAGAGGGAUGGAGGUCAUCAGAGAAGCGAUGCAUGGAGCAUUCCUCUAUCACGCUAUCAAGGAUGGGAUGGAUAUGGGCAUAGUGAACGCUGGGAACCUGCCGGUCUAUGAUGACAUCGAUAAAGAGCUGCUGUUACUGUGUGAAAACCUCAUCUGGAACAGAGAUGCUGAAGCUACUGAGAAACUACUGGCCUACGCACAGAACAACGUGAAAGGAGCGAAGAAGGUGGUUCAGACAGACGAAUGGAGAGAAGGAAAUGUGGAGGAGAGGCUGGAGUACGCUCUCAUUAAGGGAAUAGAUAAGUAUGUGGUGGAGGAUGUGGAGGAGUGUCAGCUUCAGGUGGAGCGCUACACUCGACCCCUUCACAUCAUCGAGGGGCCCCUGAUGAACGGCAUGAAGGUGGUGGGAGAUCUGUUUGGAGCUGGCAAGAUGUUCCUUCCACAGGUGAUCAAGUCAGCUCGUGUUAUGAAGAAGGCGGUGGGCUAUCUGAUUCCUUUCAUGGAGAAGGAGAGGGAGGAGAUGAAGUUGUUGUCGGGGUCAACUGAGGAUGUGGAUCCCUACCAGGGCACCAUCGUUCUGGCUACAGUGAAGGGAGACGUCCAUGAUAUUGGCAAGAACAUCGUAGGUGUGGUGCUGGGCUGCAACAACUUCAGAGUGAUCGACCUGGGCGUGAUGGUUCCCUGUGAUAAGAUCCUCAGAGAGGCCGUCGAACAGAAAGCAGAUAUCAUCGGCUUGUCGGGUCUCAUCACCCCCUCUCUGGAUGAGAUGAUCCAUGUGUCCAAAGAGAUGGAGAGACUGGGAAUGACAACGCCACUGCUGAUUGGAGGAGCCACCACAUCAAAGACACAUACAGCCGUGAAGAUCGCCCCUCGCUACAGUUCUCCUGCUAUCCAUGUUCUGGACGCCUCCAGGAGUGUGGUGGUGUGCUCGCAGCUCCUGGAUGAGGCAAUGAGGGAGGAGUACUUUGAGGACCUGAAAGAGGAGUAUGAGGAGAUCAGACAGGAGCACUACGACUCCCUGAAGGAUCGUCGGUAUCUGUCUCUGUCCCAGGCCAGAGAGAAGGCUUUACAUAUAGACUGGCUCUCUCUGCCCACACCGGUGCGUCCUCAGUUCCUGGGCACCCGUGUGUUUGACUGGUACGACCUGAACAGUCUGCUGGACUUCAUCGACUGGAAGCCUUUCUUUGACGUGUGGCAGCUGAGAGGGAAAUACCCCAACAGAGGUUACCCCAAGAUCUUCAAGGACAAGACUGUCGGUUCGGAGGCUCGGCGAGUCUUUGAUGACGCCCAGCGGCUGCUCCACCGGAUGAUUGACAACGGCAGUCUGGAGGGGCGGGGCCUGGUGGGGUUCUGGCCCGCCCAGAGUGACGGCGAUGACAUCAAUGUGUACAAAGAUGAUGUCACUGUACGCAGAGACACCAAGCCCAUUGCCGCAUUCUGUGGCUUACGGCAACAGGCGGAGAAGGACCGCUCCAGUUCAGAGCCCUACCUGUGUGUGUCUGACUUCGUUGCCCCCGUAGACAGCGGGGUGGCGGACUACAUCGGUGUGUUUGCUGUGGCUGUGUUUGGAGCUGAGGAGCUGAGUCAGCAGUUCCAGGCUCAGGGAGACGACUACAGCAGCAUCAUGGUCAAAGCCCUGGCUGACCGGCUGGCCGAGGCCUUCGCCGAGGAGCUCCAUGCCCGUGUGCGUAAGGAGCUGUGGGGCUACAGUACCGACGAGGCUCUGCAGGCCGCAGACCUCCACAGGAUUCGAUACCAGGGCAUCAGACCUGCAGCUGGCUACCCCAGCCAGCCGGACCACACGGAGAAGACCACCAUGUGGAGCCUGGCUGGGAUCCAGGAGAAGACUGGUAUUGCUCUGACAGAGUCCCUGGCCAUGCUGCCUGCUGCCGCCGUGUCUGGACUUUACUUCUCCAACCCUCAGGCCUCAUACUUCGCCGUGGGAAAGAUCACCAAGGAGCAGGUGGAGGACUACGCCAGGAGGAAAGAGACGUGCGUAGAGGAGGCGGAGAGAUGGCUGGCUCCCAUACUGGGUUAUGACAGCGAGGCGUAGAGUGGGACCACUCCAGCAGAGAAACUGGACCACAGAGAAACUGGAACUAACACAGAAAUCAGGUUGACGGUCCAACCAUUCCACUGUAGCUCACACGGGUUCUCCCUGUGGCUACUUACACAGGGAUUCACUGACAUCUCAUAGUAUUUCACUUACCUGUGAAAACACACAACUGUUACUCAACAUUUUUACCGUACAAUUCAGAACAUUUCAGUCCUCUGUGCCAACCAAACUACUACCGUUAAACACUAAGCACAUACAUACAUUGUAUGUAAUGAUAAAAUGCAUUCCAUGUUUAUUAAUGGAGUGUUACAUCACAGUCACACGUGUCUUCUUUAGUAGAAGAACUUCUUUAAUAGAAGUACAGUUAUGUUGCUCUAUGUUGAGAUCAUUAUUAUUUUAGCACUCAUCCACUGGGCUGGGCUGUGCGAUCUGUCAAAGUCAGUCAAUACUUGUGCCAACAUGAUUACUGACCGUUACUGAAACUUUAAUUUGCCGAUUAUAAAAACAUGUUUAAAAGAUUUUUAAAGGGGCGAUACAUCAGCGUUUAUAGUUACGUUAUCUUAAAGGAAUAGUUCAGCGUUUUGUGAAAAUGAGCUGAUUUGCUUUCUUUCUGAGAGUGAAAUUAAGAAGAUUAAUAUCAAUCUCAAGUCUGUGUUUUUAAGUACGGAGCUGGAGUCUGGACGUGGUUAGCCUAGCUUAGCAUAAAGACUGGCUGCAAGGGGAACAGUUAGCCUGGCUCAGCCGUAGUGAAACAAGACUCGGUCCAAACCGAGUAUAUGUCUGGACCAUGUACAGUCAGUUUGUGAAUUUGUGGCUAAGUUGUUACACCAAUAGUCAGUGGUUGUGUCUAUAGUGUUAAAUCCAGCAGUACAUGUCCACCAGGUCCAGCGAGGACACUAGGGCAGUAGUUCUCAACCUUUUUGGUGUCAAGUACCCCUAAAUUGAUAAACAUUAGGUCACGGACCCUCAUUUAAUGUGAUGUACCCUAUCGUGGAAAGCACCUGAUUGGUCCCUCAAACAGGAAACAACACGGCGGCCUGCUUGUAAACUUUCUGUUAUUCCGUCUAAACAGUCCACCAAAAAUCGACUUCUGAAAACAUUUAAGCGAGAAACAGA
Molecule: messenger RNA, 5199 nt
Organism: Sebastes umbrosus (honeycomb rockfish)
Lineage: Eukaryota; Metazoa; Chordata; Actinopteri; Perciformes; Sebastidae
Gene: mtr
Product: 5-methyltetrahydrofolate-homocysteine methyltransferase
Exons: 33
Coding region: 274-4080 (1268 amino acids)
Biological process (GO): pteridine-containing compound metabolic process
Molecular function (GO): methionine synthase activity; cobalamin binding; zinc ion binding
Source: RefSeq, a predicted model, not a curated record